UCGUCUCCUUUGCCUCCACAUCUCCAUCUUCUUCAAGUUCCAUAUAGACCCAUCCAAACCAACCCACCCACCCCCAACAAUCAAAAUGUCUGCCGCUUUCGAGAAGGCCGUUGCCGAUUCCAAGAAGCUUACUUCCAAGCCUUCCAACGAGGAUCUCCUCGAGAUCUAUGCUCUCUACAAGGUCGCCACCGGCGCCGACUUCUCCAAGGCUGACAAGCCCGGCAUGUUCGACCUGAAGGGCAAGGCCAAGUACAACGCCUGGCAGAAGGUUGUCGACGAUGGCCUCUCGGCCGAGGAGGCCCAGACCAAGUACGUCGCCAAGGUCGAGGAGAUGAAGACCCAGUACGGCUACGACGAGAACAAGGCCCCCGAGGCUGUUGGCUCCAACUAAGGAGUUUAGAUACCCCGUUGAGCUUAUAAUAUAAUGCCCUUUACAAAGACCGAAGAGUGUCCAAGGCCAUGUUUCCACGCG
Neurospora hispaniola is the source of this 472-nucleotide messenger RNA. Its product is annotated as acyl-CoA-binding protein. Gene Ontology annotation, biological process: fatty acid metabolic process. Gene Ontology annotation, molecular function: fatty-acyl-CoA binding. The record is from RefSeq and is a predicted model, not a curated record. NCBI's taxonomy places the organism in Eukaryota, Fungi, Ascomycota, Sordariomycetes, Sordariales, Sordariaceae. The coding region runs from base 86 to 391 and encodes 101 amino acids. The transcript is spliced from 4 exons.